AUGACAGAGCGACUGGAACAGGAAGUGGUUGCAGCCGCGGCUGGCACGGACGAAAUUCGUUCACAAAAGCGACAGCUCGACCCCGAGUCCACCACCACUGGCGCCGCCCCGGUCACAAACGAGGACGUUGUCACAGAUGAAGCAGGCGCCAAACGCGCGCGUUUUGACGACAGCGUCACUCGCAACAAGGACGGCAAGAAGAAGUGGGAGCGAAGAGACCGUCGUGGAACCGGUCGCUCUGAGGAGAAUACCGCCUCGGAUCCUUCCUCCUCCAGCUCCUCCGCGGACCGCCUCCCCAAACGCAAGGUCGCCGUCAAGUUCGGCUACUGCGGCAUCGGCUACUCUGGUCUUCAGAUCAACCCAGGCGUCAAGACCAUCGAGGGCGACAUCUUCGAAGCUUUCUGCACUGCCGGUGCAGUUUCGGCAGACAAUGCCGUCAACCCCAACAAGGUUGGUCUUCAACGUGCAGCUCGUACCGACCGCGGCGUGCAUGCUGCGGGCAACCUACUUAGCUUGAAGCUCAUCUUGCAGCCAGAGGGCUUGAAGGAGGGAGAAACACUCGUCGACAAGGUCAACAGCUUGCUACCUGAGUUCAUCAGGAUAUGGGGGAUCACUCGCGUGCAGAACGGCUUCAACGCGCGGCAGAGUUGUGACAGCAGGAUGUACGAGUACCUCCUACCCACCUACGUCUUCAUCCCGCCCAAGCCAGGAAGCACCAUGCACGACAUGCUCCUCCGCAUGCGCACCGAAGAGCUUGCCAAGGAGGGCUCAGAUGGCAAGUCGAAGCUGGACGACAUUGUCGAGCACCCCUUCUGGGCCGAGCAGGGCACCUCGCACGACUUUUCCACCGACAUUGCUGCCAAGAAGAAGUAUCGCCUGCCUCCAGCAGCGCUCCAGCGCAUUCGCAGCAUCUUCGCCCACUACUCUGGCUCGCACAACUUCCACAACUUUACCGUCGGCAAGGAGUUCCGCGAUCGCUCGUGCCACCGCUUCAUGAAGCAGCUCACCAUCUCGGACCCCAAGAUGAUCCAGGACGCCGAGUGGGUGAGCAUCAAGUUCCACGGUCAGAGCUUCAUGCUGCAUCAGAUUCGCAAAAUGAUCGGCCUGCUGGUUUUGGUAGGCAGGACAGGCGCUGGAGAGGGGUUGGUGGACGAGUGCUUCGGUCCUGCGCGCGUGCAUAUCCCCAAAGCACCAGGUCUGGGCCUGCUUUUGGAGCGUCCCAUCUUUGAUGCCUACAACACGAGGAUCCGCAACAACAACGACAAGAUCUCGAGGCUCAUGCGCAAAAAGUCGCAAUCCAAGUCAGAGGCAGAGACGGAAGCGCCGCCCACCGAGUCGAAAUCGGACCAGUCGGAAGCGGGCAAAGCCUCGUCGCUGCAAGAUGAGCUGCGCGAGUUCAUCUCGUACAACUCGCAUACGUCGGCGAUGGAGACGUUCAAGCAGCAGUGGAUCUACGACCGCAUCAUCGCCACCGAGCACGAGACCAACGAGUUUGGCAAGUGGUUGAACUACCUCGAUGUCUUCCAGGGUCCCGACUUUGAGUUCUUGAACCCCAAAGGCGUGAUUCCCCCGGAAGCGAUCGUGAAGGUCGGCGAGUUUCACAGGGAUCAGUUGCGCAGGAAGAAGGAGGCCCAAGACAAGGAUGCUGCCGGAGAGAAUGGCGCGGAAGACGAAGAGGAGGAGGACAGCGAGGCGUACGGCAUGAAGGGUGCACAGCUCGAUGAGUACGAGGGAUGA
Kalmanozyma brasiliensis GHG001 is the source of this 1737-nucleotide messenger RNA. Its product is annotated as Pseudouridine synthase I, TruA, alpha/beta domain protein. Gene Ontology annotation, cellular component: nucleus. Gene Ontology annotation, molecular function: RNA binding; pseudouridine synthase activity. Bases 1 to 1737 code for a protein of 578 amino acids. Gene Ontology annotation, biological process: tRNA pseudouridine synthesis; mRNA pseudouridine synthesis. The record is from RefSeq and is a predicted model, not a curated record. The transcript has a single exon. NCBI's taxonomy places the organism in Eukaryota, Fungi, Basidiomycota, Ustilaginomycetes, Ustilaginales.